AUGCGUGGUUGUUUCGGCGUGUUAAACGCGACGUCGGCGCCUGUGUUCCUGCCCGUAACUCUUGGGAAGCCAAGAUGGCGUCGGACAGCUCUCUUUCAAGAACGUCACUCGUCGCGCGACUGCUUCGACGAAUCGGACGCGAAGUCGGGGCAAAUCGAGAUCGCCUACGACGACCAGGAGAACGAGAUGGGGCUGGGUCUGGGGAAGCCGUUCUGUGUGAGCUUCCAAGUGGAAUUACGCGGACAUUACUCGACCGACCGCAUCCAGAGAUUGGACCAGUACAGCCGCAAGACGUCGAUACUCUGGGCGACUUUUAUCUGCGCUGUGUCACCCUUACCAUGCCUGUUGAUCGUUAUGGUCAUCGAGUGUGCCCCCAUGGCUCCCCCUACGGCAGGAUCCCGCGCCAACGCUCUGUUCUGGGGACGCGACUACCUGGCCAUCGCUCUCAUGACCCGUGCGAUCGUGGAGCAGUUCCGAGUGUGCGUUCCUGGACUGAAGAUCACGACGCGCCAGACAAUCGCGAUACCGGUAAUUGCAAGUGCAGGAGCCACUGCAUUCAUGAUUCUGAUGGCCAGUCUCAUCGGCUUCCCGCUCCCGUUCGCUCUCGUUAUCGGAAUUCCAGUGUGGCUCGUUGUUCUUGCCGUGCUGCUCACCUUCGUGUACCCGGCGUAUCUGUAUGGCUUCGUCCAAGUGGGAACGAUUGGACAGAACUUUUAUCUCGGACUGCUCACACUCAUCAAACUCGUGGCCAAGAACUGGAUGAGCUAUUUCCUGGACAAAAAGUACGAUCUGAUGCACCAGAUUAUGAUCUUCAACGUGGACGUGUUCAACGCGCUGUACGUCUCGAGCUCGAUGCAGAACUCCAAGUCGAUAACGUCAAUACUGCUGAUGAUCGCGUUGGACGCUACUCCGGCGUGGAUAUCGAUUACCGACAUCAGGGAUUUAAUGAGGGAUAUUGUCCUGCUCAGGCGGAAUAUUCCGAGUAGCCACCCCUUACACUUGGCCAGCUUUAUUGAAAUCGCUCUCCAAAUUAUCAAUGAAGACGACCAGGCUCGAACUCGCUUGUCACGCCGUGGCUACAUUUUUGGGAUCUCCACGCUGAAGCUCCCCGAUGUUGAUAUCUUCAGUGAAGAAUCCACAGACGCUGCUGGAGACCCUAAAACAAAGCGAAUUUUGCCAAUAACGACACUGGAGCCACAGCUAUCUGUUGCAGCGGUUGAGACGUUCAAUGCACCAGAUCACGAUAAAUCACCCCAGAAAGAUAGACUCCUCCUGGAUGGCGUCUUCUCGGCGAAGGAAGGGCGGCGAUUUUUACAGCGGACGGCGCAGCUUCUCUUUACCACGGAAUUCAUCAUCCUCGUGGAGUACACAGAGGUCAUCGUCCCGUUUAUCUAUUCUAUAUACACGACCGCCACUUUCUACCUGCCGAAUCGUGUGUAUUACCCGCAGCUGACGUCUCUCGACGAGGAGACACUGAAAACCAAUAUCGGUAGCGUGGUGAUGUUCGGUGUGGCCGAAUUGGUGUCGCUUCUGGUCAUUGGGCAUUGCAUUGAGCAAGCCGACUUCAGCUGGGCCUUCUCGUGGCUGAAAAAGUCGUAA
This is a messenger RNA of Phytophthora sojae, 1599 nucleotides long. RefSeq lists its product as hypothetical. Bases 1 to 1599 code for a protein of 532 amino acids. The transcript is spliced from 5 exons. NCBI's taxonomy places the organism in Eukaryota, Oomycota, Peronosporomycetes, Peronosporales, Peronosporaceae. The record is from RefSeq and is a predicted model, not a curated record.